UGCCACGCCCCGGGUAUGUUAUAAAAGGGAACGCGACGGCUCUCUAACUAUCAGUUUACAGACCUAGGUACAAGUUACAACUACAACGUCAUGACGUCCAUAACAAAAAUUUUAAUUUUGAUCGCGACGAUCACCGCCGUCAGCGGGAAGACUAUUGACUUCAUUAUCGAUACGGAUCAGCCCAGCGCUCGGGUUUCCUACCGUGACGAAUUGUUGGAUACGCUGUCCCGCCUGGAGCUGAUCGCCCCCGAAGACGAUGAACCACUAUCACCUAAGGCAGAUACUACCAAUACCAAGUCGAUCGUCAGCCAGCAUGGAAACCAGCAGGAACAACGACAAGCCAGAUGUGCAGACAACGGACCUCAUUCAGCCAUGUCUUUCACUAGUUUUAGACAUUUGUUAAAUGUGCCAAGAUUUCCUAAUGGCGAUGUCGUAGACUAUACCAAGAUCAACAUGGAGGUAUUAAAAUGGAUUCGUCAACAGCUGAUGGUUGAAAUGAUGAAUCGGGUCCAGAAAUCCGAUGUAAAAAACAGAAAUUGACGAUCGUUCUCAAAAGCAAAUAUACAUAUCGUCAAAUAAAAACAUCUCAUCGUUAAUCACGAUAGACGUUAUGUUGAAUUAGUAUUAUAUUUUGAAAGUCUUAUUAUAUCCUUAUAUUAGA
This is a messenger RNA of Metopolophium dirhodum (rose-grain aphid), 661 nucleotides long. RefSeq lists its product as uncharacterized. Lineage: Eukaryota; Metazoa; Arthropoda; Insecta; Hemiptera; Aphididae. The record is from RefSeq and is a predicted model, not a curated record. The transcript has 3 exons. The coding region runs from base 91 to 540 and encodes 149 amino acids.